UUUAUAGAAGAUCUGCUUUAAGUAAACCUAAUAAUUUAGCAAUAAAUGGUGCUGAAUAUAAAAUACUUGCACGCAAUGAAUCAAUUACUGGUUGGAUUAGUGUAAUUGAAACAAAUAAACCUUAUCAUAUGUGUGUAAUGUGUGCUGGUCAUUCAUUGUUAGGAGGAAUUUUUUUAGAUACUUUUGAUUCUGUUUAUGGAAGUGGAUUGGGAAUUGGAGUUUCAUCAAAAUCAUUACAAUUACAUAAAGUAGCAUUAGAUAUAGUGGAACUUGAUCCAGUUGUAUAUGAGUAUGCUAGAAAAUUUUUUGGAUUAAAAUGUAAACACAAUAUUUAUAUUCAAGAUGGACAUGAAUUUAUUAAUAAUACAAAUAGCUGGUAUUAUGAUUAUGUGUUGCAUGAUGUAUUUACUGGUGGUUCAGUUCCAUCAAGGAAUGCAUUGCAAUCAAUUCACAUUUUU
Entrophospora candida is the source of this 458-nucleotide messenger RNA. Lineage: Eukaryota; Fungi; Glomeromycota; Glomeromycetes; Entrophosporales; Entrophosporaceae. The record is from the annotation of a GenBank genome assembly.